GCCUGAAGCCUCGCCCCUGGAAGCAGCCAGCAGCAGCCCUUCGGGAUCUUUUGUCUUCGGACGGCUGAGCCAGCCCACAUCUGGAGCAGAGUCAUUCAGGUGACAAGUGACAGUACUCUCCACCAAGACCUGAAAAAUGGCAUCUGGACAAGGACCAGGUCCUCCAAAGGACGACUGCGAUGAGUCCCCGUCCCCUUCUGAACAGCAGGUUGCCCAGGACACCGAGGAGGUCUUUCGAAGCUACGUUUUUUACCUCCACCAGCAGGAACAAGAGACCCAGGGGGCGGCCGCCCCCGCCAACCCCGAGAUGGACAACUUGUCCCUGGAACCCAACAGCGUCUUGGGUCAGGUGGGUCGGCAGCUUGCUCUCAUAGGAGACGACAUUAACCGGCGCUACGACACAGAGUUCCAGAAUUUACUGGAACAGCUUCAGCCCACGGCCGGGAAUGCCUACGAACUCUUCACCAAGAUCGCCUCCAGCCUCUUUAAGAGCGGCAUCAGCUGGGGCCGUGUGGUGGCUCUCCUGGGCUUUGGAUACCGUCUGGCCCUGUAUGUCUACCAGCGCGGUCUGACUGGCUUCCUGGGCCAGGUGACCUGCUUUUUGGCUGAUAUCAUACUGCACCAUUACAUUGCCAGAUGGAUCGCGCAGAGAGGCGGUUGGGUGGCAGCCCUGAAUUUGCGUAGAGACCCCAUCCUCUACGGAAUGAUGGUGAUUUUUGGUGUGGUUCUGUUGGGCCAAUUCGUGGUACACAGAUUCUUCAGAUCAUGACUCCCGGGGGGAGCCCCUCUGGGGCCCCCCAGCCACAUGCCUGCCUGGACUAAACCUCUCCCUACCCCGCCCCCCCCCAACGGUCCCCCUCCUUCCUCUGAGGGCGAAGGCGCUUUAGCAAACAGGCACCCCUGCUUCGGAGAGCCACUGCCCAGGGACCAUCGAGGCAGCAUGACUACCCCAACACUGCAUGGUGCUACAGAACCCUGCCCUGACUGAUACCCUGCCCCCCCUCCCCCAGAGGCUGGGCCACUAUUUCCCAGAAAGCUAGCUUUGUUUUUGUACUACCCUUUGGGUGCAAUCCACCCUUUCUCUCCCACUGUGCCCAAAGUCAGAACAUUGAGAGCCGUGGGGACCGGUGGUUCUGACCUGUGUUCCCAGGACUCCUGCUACUUUGGAAGGUCAGAGCUUGAGAAGGAAGCUAAGCGCUAUCCCGGCCCUCCAUACAGCAGCUCCCAGGGAUAGGAGCCGCUGUAGGAGAUUGCAUGACCUACUCCGGCCCCACACCCACC
This is a messenger RNA of Apodemus sylvaticus (European woodmouse), 1281 nucleotides long. It is a transcript of the gene Bak1, whose product is annotated as BCL2 antagonist/killer 1. Gene Ontology annotation, cellular component: mitochondrial outer membrane. The record is from RefSeq and is a predicted model, not a curated record. Gene Ontology annotation, biological process: regulation of apoptotic process; intrinsic apoptotic signaling pathway in response to DNA damage; extrinsic apoptotic signaling pathway in absence of ligand. The coding region runs from base 137 to 769 and encodes 210 amino acids. Lineage: Eukaryota; Metazoa; Chordata; Mammalia; Rodentia; Muridae. The transcript is spliced from 6 exons. Gene Ontology annotation, molecular function: protein homodimerization activity; protein heterodimerization activity.